Molecule: messenger RNA, 2341 nt
Organism: Nannospalax galili (Upper Galilee mountains blind mole rat)
Lineage: Eukaryota; Metazoa; Chordata; Mammalia; Rodentia; Spalacidae
Product: serine/threonine-protein kinase OSR1
Biological process (GO): protein phosphorylation
Molecular function (GO): ATP binding; protein serine/threonine kinase activity
Source: RefSeq, a predicted model, not a curated record
GAAUUCCAAAAAGGAACUGAAUGAUAUUCGAUUUGAAUUUACUCCUGGGAGAGAUACAGCGGAGGGUGUCUCUCAGGAGCUCAUUUCUGCUGGCCUGGUCGAUGGAAGGGAUUUAGUAAUAGUUUUUUUCUUUUUCUUUCUUUGAACCUGAUGUGAAUUCUAGCAACCAUUAUUAGGAAAAAGCACAGCCUUAGAUAGAGGCAGCCUAAUUGUGUCUGUUUUGUUCAUGGUGUCUCUAAGUGUUUUGCUGAAGCUGCUCUCAGGCACCCCCUUCAUUGCUCCCUCCAGAAAGGGUUGCUAGCCUUAACUUCAGCCGGUGCAAAACAUUUGACUAUAGUCAAACUUUAGCCAUCUGAUCCUUCAAGUGAACCUUUGGAAUGUUUUUGUAGAAAACAUCAAGCAAUGGCUUAUAAAUCUUGCCAUAGGUAGUUUUUGAACAGAAAAAAAAAAGUCAUAGGCAUAUCAUUAGGAAAGUAUUUUCAAUUACAAAAUAAUUAAACUGAAGAAAAACUGCUCAUUGAUCCUUCAUGAAGAUUGAUUUACCUGGCCUCUAAGUCAUGAAAAAGUGGGUGUACAAGGCUGAGAUUUCUACAGCAAUAAAGGUGACUCACACUGGGCUAGAGGCCUGCCUUCUGUUCCUCUCCUGCACUGACUUUUUGGAGGGGGUCUUUGUGCGCUAAACCUGACUGAAGAUGGAACAUGAAACCACAUGUGCCGUGACCUUUAGGAUUUAUGAGUAGACAGUGUUUGGUUUUCUAUAGAAAUUAUAUAAAUUAUUCUUUAGGUUUAAAAAGAGCACUCAAUGCAAUAUGUGAAUAAUCAAUAGGAUUGAUUUUUUUUUCUUUUUUCCUACUGUUUCAUAGUCAACCUUUGUCUAAUUGCUAAUAAGCCUACCAAGUUUUAUAUAAGAAUGAGAUAGUCGAUCUGGCCUUAAAGAGACACACAAAGAUGGGCUAUGGGCCCACAGAAAAGGAAGAGUUGCCUUUUAUAAAAUCACUUGCACCUGUCAUUGUUGGUCUUAUGAUCAGGAUUGCCGAAUGUGCGUUCACCCACCCCACACAGUUGUAGGGCUCACAUCCCAGAUUUGCUCAUGCAAAUGGUUCUUUCUAGAUUUCUCUUGGAACACACCUGAAAGUUUUCCCCAUAUCUGACUUGUCUCGCCUUUUGUUUAAUUUAUUCUGAGCCUAUAGUUUUCAGUCAUGGGCUUUCUUUACUCGCUGUGGGUACAAAGGCAUAUUGGAAAAGGGAUGUUGAAGAGGAAGAGAGGGUAUGGGUUUGAGAUGGGGGUUAGGAGAAUAGAUUAGAGUAGACUAGACACUAAAGUCCAAGGUCCCAGCAGGGUUGGUAUGAAGGAGAGAGCCUGCUGAGCUAGGAGGGAGAAAAAAGAUUGGCCAGCUAGCUGGAAAAACACUUAGUGGUUGAUUUCUUUUUUCUUUUUUUUCUCUCUCCUUUUUUCAUUUUCUCCUCCUUUUUGAGGUUAGGGUUAAUAGGAGGUCAGGACAGGGAGAUGGGAAUGAGAUCUGGAAAAGAGACAGUGUCAUCUUUUUGACACAAGACUAGUGGCUCACCAUAGAAUCUGUUUUGAUUUCAGACAACUCACUUUAAUUCACUCAUUUAUGAAUGCAUGGAGGAGUGUGUGGCACCACUCUGUUCUGACUUUUGACUUGCUAGUCCAGCAGCAGACUGGGACCACACAGCAGCCCCUCCUGUUCACUUUCUCCAGACCAUCAUUACCUUUGCUCUACUGUGGGGGGCAGGCAUGAUAGCAAAAGUGGGCUGGGGCUUUCUUUUUCAGUUCAUUGUUUGCUUGUCUGGGAAUUAGGCAUAGGCAUCGAGUCCCAGGACAGUGUUAUUUCUUCUGCAUGAUGUGUGGUGAAUUUCCUCUGCUGGCUUGUGCAGUGAAGCUGAGAAAACAAGUGAACAGAAACUGCCCAGGUGGGACAGCAUGUAACCUAGGGAGCUGCCUCCCUUCUUGCCAGGAGCAGUGGUUCAGGGUGUACUUUUGUCACUCAGUCCUCAAGACACCCUUGUCCCUGGAGUUGGGACUAACCAUAGCACAAGGUCAUAUGUGCCAAUGCUGUUUGUGAAAUGUAUGGUCUUUCUAAAUGACUAAUGGAGUUGCUGGGGUUUUUGCUUCUGUUUUGAACCAAAUCCUAGAGCCAGCUGAGCCUAUUUAAUAAUUUGGAGGGUAGAAUAAAGAUGUAUCAGUAAGUGGAAGGUCCUUCUUACCAUGUGUGCUAGAUUAUGAAAGAUGUAAAAUAUUCAAUUUUUCCCUUUUUUGACUUUGUAUUUUACUGCAUGUUUCCUUGAUUUUUAAUCAAUAAACAAUGAAUUGUCCUUA